Molecule: messenger RNA, 21694 nt
Organism: Coregonus sp. 'balchen'
Lineage: Eukaryota; Metazoa; Chordata; Actinopteri; Salmoniformes; Salmonidae
Source: the annotation of a GenBank genome assembly
AUGGUCCCCCAGACAGAGCUCUGCCAGGGGGACCAGUGUUACUGAUGACAACAGUGUGAGAUGGCCUGCUUUGAAGACCAUUGAUAUGGGAGGUGCAUCUCUGAGCGAACGUUUUCUGGAUCUCUUUCAUCAUGAUGGCUGCUUUUUUUGUGGCUUUUUUGGUGAUAUGUUGUUGGUCUCUUAGUAUUCUGACAUUGUAAAUGGUAUGCAAUGAAAUACGAUAUACACUAUAGGAUUUUAAAACUCUGUUAGAGAUUCAGGGCAACAUUUUCUUAGUGCAAAAGAAUUGUGCGAAGUGCAAAAAUUAGAAAGAAAGAUAGGGACACAGCGGUUCAGAGGUGGAGGGGAGGGAAGAGGAGUAGAGUCUGUAUCCCCUGCUGAUCCCCCACUCUUCAUUAAGCUUCCAGCCAGCCCCACAGAUUUAGCCCAGAUUUUAGGCCUAUCUGGGCACAACCUCGGUUAUAGACGCUGACUGGUAAUUUCUCAACAAGCCUCUGUGGCAGACCGCCAAGGCAUUGUCAGCAGAGACCUUAACCCCAUCGGUGCCUGCGUCCCCCGACAUCCAGACACAGUUGGUCCGCAGAUGUUGGGGUCUCCUUUGUCCACAGAAUUGUACCCUUUUCACACAAUUGUGCCAUCCCAAACUGAGUUGGUUCGGAUAUUUUCUUUUCACAUUGUCAGCAACCAUGGUGGAUGCGUAAUCAGGCCAGCUCAGUACAGCUUGGUUGGACUUGGCUCUGUUCGGCUCAGUAGUGUGAAAAGUCCUUUGAAGACCUGAUACAGAUUGCAUGUAUUUAACGCUUAACAUUUUACCCCCUUUCGUCCACAACCAAUGUGUGUAGCCCACCCAGGGGACAAUGACUGCCCCCUCUCAUUGAAGCCACAAAGUUCAAGGAUGGCCGCGGUAUUACAGGCAUUGUUUGCAGAAAACAGGAUCCCUCAUUAUAGUGAAUGUGAAAAUGGCAAUUUUCGUGGUCAAUCUUCAUGGAAAUAAAUAAAAAUUACGAAGACAAUCAUGGUACCAAUAAUUACUUAUAUUACACCAGAUGUAUGCCCUUGAACCAAUUAUUUUAAAAUUGCACACAGAAGAAGUUAUAGGGAUAAUUUAGUUGCUAAUGGCAGCCUGCAGUACCCAGUCGGCCUUCAACUUGAGAUACUCAAUGAGAGGGGGCAGCACUGAGCUAACCUGCAACGUCACUUCCUGGAGUAGCUCAAACAGCGCAUGUUAUGUCUACAUAAAUCUCCCACAUGAGACACCAUCUUAAGCGACUUCCUGGCCUUCAAAUGCACUAUUGAGUUUUCAAAUAGGAACGAAUGGUGUCACAUUAUCGAUGGCUUUGUCCAUUCAUGUAUACAGUCAUUGAGCCCACCAGCCCGGCACCCAUCUUUGUGAUUCACAUUGGCGGCCAUUUUGAGUCAGACUGCUGCCACCACAUAUCGGCCAGUCGCACAUGCUUUUCUGUUCUCCUCAGUAAUAUCAAUGUGUGAAUAUUUAAUUUUGAGUAAACUGUUAAUAACAAUGUGUCCCUCCCCCCUCCCACUCUGUCUCCCCAGAUAAUGUUUAAAGCCAAAGCCAAAUAUUCUCCGGAGCUUAACAAAUACAAGUAAGUGGAAUUCUGCUGAGUCAGUAUCUGUGUUAGUCUAAAUGGGUUUUUGAUGAGUGGGGUGGGGCGAGGGACAAAGUAGGAGAGAGGAUGUUGGGCAGGGGGGCAUCAAAUGUCCAAUAACCCAACUCAAAGCUGGUGUAUUAGAAUGGAUGUUGUUUUUUGGUGAAAAAGAAAUGAGAGUUGAAAUGCAAUGGCUGUUUGAAGCAACACACAACAGUUAAGUCUUAUGUGGGACCUUGUCAAACCCCCUCGGAACCUCCCAAAAUGUACUGGUCAUCUGUUACUAAAAGUGAAAAAAGGUAGAUGCAUUGCAGUUGCUACCAUUUCUGCCAAUUGCAAAUCACUCUAUGGGACUAACAUAACAUGACAACAACAUUCUGAUACAUUCUUACUAGAAUGGGAUCUUUCAAACCUUUGGUGCCAACAUGGCUCUCAUUCAGAUACUCCAAGCCCUAGAUACAAAACCAAGUUGGCCAAGCUCUGUGUGUACAGUAUCUAUGACUCUGGCUUCCACUGUACGACUGAAGGGUAUUACUGUAGAGACAGUGGAACAGAGUGCCCUAUAACCUUGAUGAAAUCGAAUAAUGCCCCCUGAGCUUCGUCUCAGCUGUCUCCACCCUGGGCUUUUAGAUGUGGACGGGGAAGGUGGGGUCAAAAUGUCUGGACUAAUAAGCACUUUGAUCAGCCGAUUUAAUGUCUGAUGCGGAGUGAAAAGCUGCGAGCUCAAAUCCCCAAAUCCACCACACAAAACUCCUCCCCAAUUUCCAUCCCAGUACUCUACAAUCCCCCGCUUCACUCACACACACCACACUAAUACACACACACACAAAUACACAUGCACGCACACACACACAGUCACUCAUAUACACACACACACACACACACACACACACACACACACACAUCCUGCAAGGGGGGAGGGUGUAAAGGAAGAGGGGAGAACAGGAAGGGGAGAAGGAGAGAGGGGGAACUGGGAAGAUUGAGUGAGCCAAUGCAGUAGGAUGGGAUUGGGUUUGGGGUGUUUCAAGUUUAUGGUCAAUUUUAUUGUUGUGUAGUAUUAUUGUAACGUUGUAUGUACAGGGCUCUAAUUAAAAAACAUGAAUUGAUAGCACUGGUGCUCCCAAAAUCGUUUGAAAUACAGCCUGUAUUAAUUCUAGCUACUUCUAAAGCACAUGCUGUGCCCUAGAAACUCAUAUGUGUAACCCUGUAAAUACAUUAGCUUAUUAUAAAAAGCUAAAAUGUUGAUACAAAUAAAUACCUGUCAUUGAAAUUAGUCAUUUAUGGAAUAUUAGGUUUCUACAUUAUGUAAAAGCACUAUUUUCAUAUUGAGAUGCAUUGCAUUGAAAAUCGUACACUGUCUAUAAGAGAGUCAUGUUUGUGAUGAGACCUCUCUCCCGAAGAAGCUAUCCCUUUUCCUUUUUUUUCUCUGUGCCUCCAAAUGUUUGGCUAUACUGAUGAAGUUACCAGGUUGUUAGCUAGCUAGCUAAUGAGGUACCAAACAUGACUAAACAAGGUGAAAAUAUAUAUAUAUAUUGCCCCGGUAAUAUGGGUCAGAUAUCUUGAACUGUUUGUGUGACACUAAUGAAUCUGCGCUCAGGAAACAAUGCUACAGGGAAGUCUUAUCAUUAUAACAAGUACAUAUUUUGUCGUACUUUAGAGCCCUGUGUGUGUAGUAAACUAGUGUACCACCUAAAAUUGGUUUUUUUUUUCCACAGGGUGCUCAUUCGUCUGGCGUUCAUCUUUGCCAGCCUUUUCUUCCUUGUGGUGAACCUAACAUGCGCCAUGCUGGUGCAGGGUGGCAUUGGGGGCGACGUGGGCAAGGCAGAGGUGCGGCAGGUGGUGCUGGCCCGGGUGCUGGUCAAUGACACUCUCUUCGUACUCUGUGCCAUCUUGCUGGCCGUGUGCAUCUUCAAGAUCGCCAAGAUGUCCUCUGCCAAUGUCUACCUCGAGUCCAAGGUACUGGACCGUCCUCAAUCAGUCAUUUAAUCAAUCAAUCAACAAACUAACUAAUACAUAGUUUAAUCAAUCAACCAAUUAGCCACUUAACCAACUAACAAAUGAGUCACAAACCCCUUGACUUAUUCCACAUUUUGUUGUGUUACAGCCUGAGUUCAAAAUGUAUUAAAUAUAUAUACUUCACACAAUACCCCAUUAUGACAAAGUGAAAACAUGUUUUUAGAAAUUGUAGCAAAUGUAUUGAAAAUGAAAUACAGAAAUAUCUCAUUUACAUAAGUAUUCCUAAGUCGAUACUUUGUAGAUGCACCUUUGGCGGCAAUUACAGCUGGGAGUCCUUUUGGGCAAGUCUCUAAGAGCUUUGCAAACCUCGAUUGUACAAUAUUUGCCCAUUAUUGUUAAAAACAUUAUUCAAGCUCUGACAAGUUGAUUUUGAUCAUUGCUAGAAAUCCUCUAGGAUUUUGCCUGUGCUUAUAGCUGUAUUCCAUUAAUUUGUAAAAAUAUAAAAUCCCUAGUCUUUGCUGAUGACAAGCAUACCCAUAACAUGAUGCAGCCACCACCAUGCUUGACGAUAUGAAGAGUGGUACUCAGUGAUGUGUUGUGUUGCAUUUGCCCCAAACAUAAUGCUUUGUAUUCAGGACAAAAGGUUAAUUUCUUUGGCCAUUUUUUUUUGCAGUAUUACUUAAGUGCCUUGUUGCAAAAAGGAUGCAUGAUUUUGAAUAUUUUUAUUCUGUGCAGUCUUCCUUAUUUUCAUUCUGUCAUUUAGGUUAGUAUUGUGGAGUAACUACAAUGUUGUUGAUCCAUCCUCAGUUUUCUCAUAUCACAACCAUUAAACUCUGUAACUGGUUUAAAAUCACCAUUGGCCUCAUGGUGAAAUCCCUGAGCAGUUUCAUUCCUCUCUGGCAACUGAGUUAUGAAGGACACUUGUAUUUUUGUAGUGACUGGGUGCAUCCAAAGCCGAAUUAAUAACUUUGCCAUGCUCAAAGAGAUAUUCAGCGUCUGCGUUUAUUUUUUUAUUUUUUUUACAUAUCUUCCAAUCGUGCCCUUCUUUGUGAGGCAUUGAAAAACCUCCCUGGUCUUUGUUCAGAUUAAGUGUUUGAGCUAGUAAUGUAUCAAUAUUUACCGUUUAUAUAUGAGCUAUGACGUAGCCAACGAAUAUAUAGCACAACUUUGGAUCUCAAAAUCAAAUGGUUUUCACUGUUUGGAAGUUUUUACGGAAUGAUCUUCUCUUCUCCUCUCGCUUCGGCCAUGCAGUGUGCCUCGCAAAAGUGAUUGCUGUCCUCAAUUUGAAAUUAUCAACUUUACCCUGUAUAUCUAAAAAUGGCCAUAUACAGUGCAUUCGGAAAGUAUUCAGACUGCUUGACUUUUUCCACAUUUUGUUACAUUACAGCCUUAUUCUAAAAUUGAUUAAAUAAAACCAUUUCCUCAUCAAUCUACACACAAUACCCCAUAAUGACAAACCGAAAACAGGUUUUUAGAAAUGUUUGAAAAAUUAUUAAAAACAAAAAACAGAUACCUUAUUUACAUAAGUAUUCAGACCCUUUGCUAUGAGACUUGAAAUUGAGUUCAGAUGCAUCCUGUUUCCAUUGAUCAUCCUUGAGAUGUUUCUACAACUUCAUUGGAGUCCAGCUGUGGUUAAUUCAAUUGAUUGGACAUGAUUUGGAAAGACACACACCUGUCUAUAUAAGGUCCUACAGUUGACAGAGCAUGUCAGAGCAACAACCAAGCCAUGAGGUCGAAGGAAUUGUCCGUAGAGCUCCGAGACAGGAUUGUGUCGAGGCACAGAUCUGGGGAAGGGUACAAAAACAUUUCUGCAGCAUUGUAGGUCUCCAUGAACACAGUGGCCUCCAUCAAUCUUAGAUGGAAGAAGUUUGGGAUCACCAAUCUUCCUAGAGCUGGCCACCCGGCUAAACUGAGCAAUCGGGGGAGAAGGGCCUUGGUCAGGGAGGUGACCAAGAACCUGAUGGUCACUCUGACAGAGCUUCAGAGUUCCUCUGUGGAGAUGAGAACCUUCCAGAAGGACAACAAUCUUUGCAGCACUCCACCAAUCAGGCGUUUAUGGUAGAGUGGCCAGACGGAAGCCACUCCUCAGUAAAAGGCACAUGACCGCCCACUUGGAGUUUGCCAAAAGGCACCUAAAGGACUCUCAGACCAUGAGAAACAAGAUUCUCUGGUCUGAUGAAACCAAGAUUGAACUCUUUGGCCUGAAUACCAAGGUCCACGUUUGGAGGAAACCUGGCACCACCCCUACGGUGAAGCAUGGUGGUGGCAGCAUCAUGCUGUGGGGAUGUUUUUCAGUGGCAGGAACUGGGAGACUAGUAAGGAUCGAGAGAAUGCUGAACAGAGCAAAGUACAGAGAUCCUUGAUGAAAUCCUGGUCUAGAGUGCUCAGGACCUCAGACUGGGGCAAAGGUUUACAUUUUAACAGGACAACGACCCUAAGCACACAGCCAAGACAACGCAGGAGUGGCUUCGUGACAAGUCUCUGAAUGUCCUUGACUGGCCCAGCCAGAGCCCAGACUUGAAUCCGAUUGAACAUCUCUGGAGAGACCUGAAAAUAGCUGUGCAGCGACGCUCCCCAUCCAACCUGACAGAGCUUGAGAGGAUCUGUAGAGAAGAAUGGGGAAAGAUAUUUAUGUAAAUGUGAUAUUUCCGUUUUUUAUUUGUAAUACAUUUGCAAACUUUUCUAAAACCCUUUUUUUGCUUGGGUAUUGUGUGUAAAUACUUUCCGAAUGCACUGAUUGUUUAAAGCAAAACUACCAAAACUAUUGCUGAUUGUGAACCUGAACAAUCAAAAUAAAAGCUAUUGUAAACACUGUUCAGCAGAGUUAUAGCCAGAUGAGCGUUGUCUAUGGUAGCUUACUUUUCCGGUAAAACACAAUUUUCAACAGAGCAUAGAUAACAAUAUCCUAGCAAAUUACAAAGGUUGUUACUCAACUAAUGAAGCCUAAUAUCACUCAAGCCAUUUUAGCAUUUGAAUGCUGAAGGUGCCGUGGAGAUCAGGAACAGGCCGCAUAUCUCGCGUUGGUCAGCGCGAAGCUGGGCACGGUGUGCAGUUUGACUAGGCUACUGAUAUGCCUGGGGUUGUUUGGUAUGCAAAAUGACUUGUAGAUCAAUGACUGUCAAUACAGUUAAAUGCAGUUCAACACUGAAGGAGAGGAUGCAUCAGUUGUCACAAAAGAUGAGAGGUAUUUUCAGAGGGUAGAAUUCAUGUAAUAUGAGCAAAAACAUUUGAACUGCCGAUUCGUAAUGUUUGAAUCGAUUUUCUGACCAAUGGGGUCAGCUGACCGAUGCACUUGUAUCUUAAACAUUUGAAUCGGGGACCAAUGCGUAUCGGUGAAUUGUUACAUCCCUAGUGCUAGGAAGAUCCACUUAUGAUCAUGCUUCAGCCUGCUCGCAGAGGCAACCAGGUUUUUGACCUAAAUGUCCUGGUAAAGUAAAUGAUGCCGUUGACCUUAAAAAGGGCCUCAGGAGGUUUUCUAUCAAGCUACUAAGAGAGGCCCAUCCUACAAUAUGUUUAAGAGUGGGCUCUUUGCCUUUUUGCAGAUUAAAACCUUACAUUUUCGGUGGACUGACAAUGGAUCCCUGUUUAAAGUAUCCUCCUUUUUAAAUGAAGUCAUACAGAGUUGGCUACAAUUUCAAUUUCAUCCUCCAGAAAAGGCUGAUCUAGUAUUACAGCAAAUAAUAUGUACAGAUUUUUUUUUCCAAGAAGGGUAUAAUAUUUUAUAUAUUACAAAAUGAUAACCAACUCAUCACGGCUCUGCCACAAAAUUGGAAGAGACAAUUACUUCAGGCCAGGCACCACACCCUCAUAGGGUAAUUUUUUCCCCUUAAUCAUAUCACUAUCAACUUUUACCAGUUGAAUGUAGACACAAAUAUAAUACUGAAAUUAGGUGAUAUCUCAUUAAAUAUGCACAUAUUUGCAUAUUGCACAAAUCCAUUUCUCUGGACACUGGAUGAAGUCAGCCUAAAUAUUUUGGUUUAAUUUCUGUUAAGACAGUCCAGGACCUGACACCACACAUCACUGAGUACCUCUCUUCAUAUUUCAAAGCAUGGUGGUGGCUGCAUCAUGUUAUGGGUAUGCUUGUCAUCGGCAAGGACUAGGGAGUUUUUUUAGGAUAAAAAGAAACGGAAUAAAGCUAAGCACAUGCAAAAAGCUAAGCACUGCUUUCCAACAGACACUGGUAGACAAAUUCACCUUUCAGCAGGACAAUAUCCUAAAACACAAGGCCGAAUAUACACUGGAGUUGCUUACCAAGACGACAUUGAAUGUUCCUGAGUGGCCAAGUUACAGUUUUGAUUAAAUUGGCUUGAAAAUCUAUGGCAAGACAAUACUUUUUUUAAGAACAAUGUGCAAAUAUUGUACAAUCCAGGUGUGCAAAGCUCUUAGACACCCAGAAAGACUCACAGUUGUAAUCGCUGUCAAAGGUGAUUCUUACCUAUGCGCUAGAGGUGUAACAUACAGUACAUGAACAAUACUCACUCUACUUCUCUCUCUUUCUCCCCAUCUCCUUCCUUCCUGCCUCGCCCUGUAGGGUACGUCAGUGUGCCAGGCUACAGCCAUAGGUGCUGCAGUCAUCCUCCUGUACACGUCCAGGGCCUGCUAUAACCUGGUGGUGGUGGCUCUCUCUCCAGAGGACCGGCCCAGCCCCUUCAACUACAGCUGGUACAACGUCUCUGACCAGGUAGGAUAACCACACACCCACGCACCCUCACAAGCAUGCAUGCAGACACACACGUAAAAUGGUGAUAAUGAUGAUCAUGAAGAUAGUUCAAGUUAAGUCACUGUGACAGGACUAGGGGCAUGUGUGAGUCAGGCCUGUUAAACCUUCAGUGAACCCUGCUGUCCUAGAUAUCCAAAGCUCACAGUGCUGUGCUGUGCUGCCUGCCAAACACACGCAUACAGACACACAGACACACAUACAACUGCUGUCUGACAUAUUUAAUCAUCUAUUAUAGGGCUGAUUAGUCUGCAAACACUCUGUGUGUGUGUGUGUGUGUGUGUGUGUGUGUGUGUGUCUGUGUGUGUGUGAUUAGCCUAUGUCUGUAACUAAUCGGCAGUCACAUUCAUUCUGCAGUAGUUGCAUGGUUGAUUUUUCACACACAUCUCCAUGAUUGUUUUGGUUUUUGCUGUUUCUUAACUGUGCACACGUGUAUUCCCAAUUUAAGAGUCCAUGUGUGUGCAAUGUGCAUAUGUGUACUCGUUUGUGUGUGUUCAUGCUUAUAUAAUAUGUCUGGCUUUACAUGGCUCUGUGUGUGUGUUUUGUGUCUGGUAAAAAAAAUAUUUUUAUUUUUUUAUUUAUUUAUUUAUUGUAAAGUGGUUAUCCCACUGGCUAUAGGGUGAAUGCACCAAUUUGUAAGUCGCUCUGGAUAAUGUAAAUGUAAAUGGUAACACUCUAAGCACUUGGUGAAGCUGGUGAAGCUGGUUGAGAGAAUGCCAAGAGUGUGCACAGCAGUCAUCAAGGCAAAGGGUGGCUAUUUGAAGAAUCUCAAAUAUAAAAUAUAUUUUGAUUUGUUUAACACUUUUUGGGUUACUACAUGAUUCCAUGUGUUAUUUCGUAGUUUUGAUGUCUUCACUAUUAUUCUACAAUGUAGAAAAUAGUAAAAAUAAAGAAAAACCCUUGAAUGAGUAGGUGUGUCCAAACUUUUGACUGGUACUGUAAGUAUUCACACCCCUGAGUUUGUACAUGUUAGAAUCAGCUUUGGCAGCGAUUACAGCUGUGAGUCUUUCUGGGUAAUUCUCUAAGAACUUUGAACAACUGGAUUGUACUAUAUUUGCACAUUAUUCUUUUAAACAUUCUUCAAGCUCUGUCAAGUUGGUUGUGGAUCAUGACUAGACAGCUAUUUUCAAGUCUUGCAAUAGAUUUUCAAGGCAAUUUAAGUCAAAACUGUAAUAACUAAGCAACAGCAACAUUCAAUGUCAUCUUGGUAAGCAACUCCAGUGUUUAUUUGGCCUGUCCUGCUGAAAGGUGAAUUUGCCUCCCAGUGUCUGUUUGAAAGCGGACUGAACCAGGAUUUUGCCUGUUGUGCUUAGCUCUAUUCUGUUUAUUUUUAUCCCAAAAAACUCCCUAGUCCUUGCCGAUGACAAGCAUACCCAUAACAUGAUGCAGCCGCCACCAUGCCGCCUUCGUUGCCCGGGCGGUGUGUUUGGGAUCAUUGUCAUGCUGAAAGACCCAGCCACGUUUCAUCUUCAAUGCCCUUGCUGAUGGAAGGAGGUUUUCACUCAAAAUCUCACGAUACAUGGCCCAAUUCAUUCUUUCCUUUACACGGAUCAGUCGUCCUGGUCCCUUUGCAGGAAAAACAGCCCCAAAGCAUGAUGUUUCCACCCCCAUGCUUCACAGUAGAUAUGGUGUUCUUUGGAUGCAACUCAGCAUUCUUUGUCCUCCAAACACGACCAGUUGAGUUUUUACCAAAAAGUUCUAUUUUGGUUUCAUCUGACCAUAUGACAUUCUCCCAAUCCUCUUCUGGAUCAUCCAAAUGCACUCUAGCAAACUUCAGACGGGCCUGGACAUGUACUGGCUUAAGCAGGGGGACACGUUUUGUACUGCAGGAUUUGAGUCCCUUGCGGCGUAGUGUGUUACUGAUGGUAGGCUUUUUUACUUUGGUCCCAGCUCUCUGCAGGUCAUUCACUAGGUCCCCCCGUGUGGUUCUGGGAUUUUUGCUCACCGUUCUUGUGAUCAUUUUGACCCCACGGGGUGAGAUCUUGCGUGGAGCCCCAGAUUAUCAGUGGUCUUGUAUGUCUUCCAUUUCCUAAUAAUUGCUCCCACAGUUGAUUUCUUCAAACCAAGCUGCUUACCUAUUGUAGAUUCAGUCUUCCCAGCCUGGUGCAGGUCUACAAUUUUGUUUCUGGUGUCCUUUGACAGCUCUUUGGUCUUGGCCAUAGUGGAGUUUGGAGUGUGACUGUUUGAGGUUGUGGACAGGUAGGUGUCUUUUUAUACUGAUAACAAGUUCAAACAGGUGCCAUUAAUACAGGUAACGAGUGGAGGACAGAGGAGCCUCUUAAAGAAGAAGUUACAGGUCUGUGAGAGCCAGAAAUCUUGCUUGUUUGUAGGUGACCAAAUACUUAUUUUCCACCAUAAUUUGCAAAUAAAUUCAUUAAAAAUCCUACAAUGUGAUUUUCUGGAGAAAAAAAUCUCAAUGUGUCUGUCAUAGUUGACGUGUACCUAUGAUGAAAAUUACAGGCCUCUCUCAUCUUUUUAAGUGGGAGAACUUGCACAAUUGGUGGCUGACUAAAUACUUUUUUUCCCCACUGUACAUACAUACAUACAUACAUAUCCUUUUAAAAAAUAUAUUUCCCUUUAUUACUUUCCAACCCCACCACCCCUUCCCUAAUUGGAGUAAACUAGUGAACAACAAUGCUUAGGCCUCUACUUCCAGCUUAUACAUACUAUAUAUAUUUUAUGGACACAGUCAAUUUUACAAGAAUUCUAUUUAUUUAUUUAUUUUUACUCCUGAACUUCCACUACCCUCAACCUCUCCGAUCAUUUUCAUGAUGUCCAUCCGGUUUGCUUCUAUAUGCUAUAUCUUUCCAACUGUGCUCUUUCACAAAAGCUCUCAAACUAUAACCUAUAUACUUAUUAUGGACACAGUAUGCUUUACAUUAGUUAUCUUGUUGUUGUUAGUUGUUAUUAGUCCCAUCCUUCAACUCCAUUCAACACCUCCCAUCUAUCUCUUAACACCAUCCAUAUUGGAUUUCUAUUUGCCAUAUAUUUUUCAACUGUACUGUGAUGUUUUACAAAAGUUCUGAACCCAUCUAUUCUCAUUGUUUCUACAGAUUGUAAAUGAAAAAGAAACAUUUUUGCUAAAAGUAUUAUUAUAUUAUUGAUCGAUUGACUAUGACUUUUCAGAUCACCCAGUAGUGCUAUCUGCAGGGUUAGCUCCAGGUAAAUACUGCAAUCUUUAAGCCAUUCCUGGACCUGUGUCCAAAAACAAGCUACAAAUGGAAAGUACCAAAACAAAUGAUCUAAUGACUCUUCGCAGCAAAAUCUGCAGAGCUGGGAAGAUUGUAUCCCCCAUAUAAAUGACAUUCUAUUGGUAGCAAGAAUUUUGUAUAAUAAUUUAAAAUGAAAAAUUGUAAGUUUUGAAUCCGGCUUCGUUUUGCGCAUCAGUUCAUAAACACUUUGCCCUGGAAUCGGUACGUCAAAAAUCUCUUCCCAACUAUUUUGCAAUGUCACGCCCUGGCCUUGAGAAGCUGGUUGUCUUUAGUUGGUUUGGUCAGGGCGUGAGGAUCUAUGUUAAAAUUUCUAUGUUUAGGAUCUAGAUGUGUUGUUUCUAUGUUUGGCCGGGUGUGAUUCACAAUCAGAGACAGCUGUCGCUCGUUGUCUCUGAUUGGGGAUCAUUCUUAAGUAGCCUGUUUGCCUACCUUAGUUGUGGGAUCUUGUUCCGUGUUAGCCUUGUAUGUGUUUAGCCUGAGGACUUCAUGUUACGUUGUUUCUUGUUUUGUUUAUGUUUAUUGAGUUAAAUAAACAUGUACGCUUUUCACGCUGCACCUUGGUCUGACCCGUUUCUCAACGAUCGUGACAUGCAAUCUAUAUGGGACGGCUGUCAAUCCUUUGGUCCUGAAAUGAAACUGUUAUACUUUUUUAUUUAUCCCAAUUAUGUUCUUUAAUGCAGGGCCGACAGACAAGUUCCUUACUUUUUCCCACCUUCCACUUUCCUCUUCCAUUUUGCGGUAAUGCUGCAAUUAUUUGUUUGUAAUUUUGGGUAGAGCAGACAUUUCGAUAUGUUUUUGUUAGCUGCAUGUGCGACACAACUCCACCUGUCCUACCUAAGAUAUAAUUUAUGAAGAUUAUACCUUUUUUAAACAUUUUCUAUGAAUUAGUAUAUUUGAGUUCAACCACUAUUUGUUGCAUAAUUUUCUUCUGUCAUUUCAAGAGGAUUAAAUUGAAAUUGCAACCAAUUUUCUAUGGAUUUCUUUAGAAAUAGUGAUAUUUGAGAGAUGAUUUCCUUUUCAAAUAACUGAAAGUGAGAGGUUGUAAUCUGAAUUUUUUCCGAGUAUAUUCACAUCACCAUCAGACCAUUGUAUUGGUAAACUACAUGGUAAUGUAAAAAUUGUAGUUUUUAGUGAUCCAAUACGUAUAGUACAUUUAUCAUAAUUUGGUUGUAAUCCAGAGAGGUUAGAAAAUGUAUCUAGAUCCUCUAUGAGGCUGUUGAGGGAUUCAAGUUGUGGAUUUAAAAGGAAACAUGAAUCAUCAGCGUACAAUGACACCUUUGUUUUUAAACCCUGGAUUUCUAAUCCCUUGAUAUUAUUGUUGGAUCUGAUUUUAAUAGCUAACAUUUCGAUGGCCAUAAUAAAUAGAUAUGCCGAUAGUGGACAACCUUGUUUCACUCCUCUUGACAGUUUAAAGCUUUCGGAUAAAUAGCCAUUAUUUACUAUUUUACACCUAGGGUUACUAUACAUGAUUUUAACCCAUUUUAUAAGAGAUUCUCCAAAAUUGAAAUGCUCCAGGUAUUUAUAUAUUAACCCCAGUCAUACUUUAUCAAAUGCCUUUUCAAAGUCUGCUAUGACUAGCAGGCCUGGUUUCCCAGAUUUGUCCCAAUGUUUCCAGUACUUGCCUUAUAUUAUCUCCAUUGUAUCGUCCAUGUAAAAAACCUGUCUGAUUAGAAUGAAUAACGUCCAACAAUACCUUUUUAAUUCUAUUCACUAUACAUUUUGCAUCACAACACUGAAGUGUAAGGGGCCUCCAAUUUUUUUUAUGGACUGGAUCUUUAUAUCUUCCACUUGUAUCCUGUUUCAGUAAUAAUGAAAUCAGACCUUCUUCUUGAGUGUCUGAUAAUCUACCAUUUACAUAGGAGUGGUUAAAACAUGCUAAUAACAGUCCUCUGAGUAUAUCAAAAAAGGUUUGGUAUACCUCGACUGGUAUGCUAUCCAACCCUGGAGUUUUCCCGGACUUAAAGUCUUUAAUUGCAUCCAGAAUUUCCUCCUCUAUAAUUUCACCUUCACAUGAGUCUUUCUGUAUGGCUGUUAAUUUUACAUUAUCAAUAGAAAAAAUAUCUCUACAAUUAGCUUCAGUUAGAGGAGAUUGAGGCAACUGAAACGAAACAUAUGCUUAAAGUUCUUCGCUUCCUCCUUCAAAAUAUAAUUUGGUAAAUCCGUCAUUUGUAACCAGUUUCAGUAAAUUAUUUUUGGUAGCAUUUCUAUGUUGCAUUUUUCCCCAUAUUCCAUCCAGUUUGCUUUAUUUUUUAUAAUAUAUUACACUUGAUCUUUGUUGAAUAAGUUUCUCAAAUUCUUUUAGUUUUUCCUCUAAUUUAUUCUGAGUCUCUAUCUUACUGUUUUUAUUGCUAUCUAUCUGUUCUGUUAGACCUUCUAUUUCCUUUGUUUGUAUGGACUCUUUUGACCUAAAUUGCUUUUUGUUUUCGAGAUGAGUACUGAAUUGCAUGGCCUCUAAAGGCACAUUUUAAAAGUGUCCCAUACAAUAAGGGGAUUUGCUGUACCUAUGUUAUGUCGGAAAAAAUCUGUUAUAAUUUCCUCUGUCCUAGAUAAAAACAAGUUAUCAUCCAAUAGGCUUUGAUUAAAUUUCCAAUAUCCUCGCCCACGUGGAAAUUCUGUAAGAGUAAUGUACAGUCGUGGUCAAAAGUUUUGAGAAUGACACAACUAUUGGUCUUCACAAAGUUUGCUGCUUCAGUGUUUUUAGAUAUUUUUGUCAGAUGUUACUAUGGUAUACUGAAGUAUAAUUACAAGCAUUCCAUAAGGCUUUUAUUGACAAUUACAUUAAGUUUAUGCAAAGAGUCAAUAUUUGCAGUGUUGACCCUUCUUUUUCAAGACCUCUGCAAUCUGCUCUGGCAUGCUGUCAAUUAACUUCUGGGCCACAUCCUGACUGAUGGCAGCCCAUUCUUGCAUAAUCAAUGCUUGGAAUUUGUCAGAAUUUGUGGGUUUUUGUUUGUCCACCCGCCUCUUGAGGAUUGACCACAAGUUCUCCAUCAUGCUGGAAAAGGCAUUGUUCGUCACCAAACUGUUCUUGGAUGGUUGGGAGAAGUUGCUCUUGGAGGAUGUGUUGGUACCAUUCUUUAUUCAUGGCUGUGUUCUUAGGCAAAAUUGUGAUUGAGCCCACUCCCUUGGCUGAGAAGCAACCCCACACAUGAUUGGUCUCAGGAUGCUUUACUGUUGGCAUGACACAGGACUGAUGGUAGCGCUCACCUUGUCUUCUCCGGACAAGCUUUUUCCGGAUGCCCCAAACAAUCGGAAAGGGGAUUCAUCAGAGAAAAUGACUUUACCCCAGUCCUCAGCAGUCUAAUCCCUGUACGUUUUGCAGAAUAUGAGUCUGUCCCUGAUGUUUUUCCUGGAGAGAAGUGGCUUCCUCGCUGCCCUUCUUGACACCAGGCCAUCCUCCAAAAGUAUUCGCCUCACUGUGCGUGCAGAUGCACUCACACCUGCCUGCUGCCAUUCCUGAGCAAGCUCUGCACUGGUGGUGCCCCGAUCCCGCCGCUGAAUGAACUUUAGGAGACGGUCCUGGUGCUUGCUGGACUUUCUUGGGCGCCCUGAAGCCUUCUUCACAACAAUUGAACCUCUCUCCUUGAAGUUCUUGAUGAUCCAAUAAAUGGUUGAUUCAGGUGCAAUCUUACUAGCAGCAAUAUCCUUGCCUGUGAAGCCCUUUUUGUGCAAAGCAAUGAUGAUGGCACGUGUUUCCUUGCAGGUAACCAUGGUUAACAGAGGAAGAACAAUGAUUUCAAGCACCUCCCUCCUUUUUAAAGCUUCCAGUCUGUUAUUCUAACUCAAUCAACAUGACAGAGUGAUCUCCAGCCUUGUCCUCGUCAACACUCUCACCUGUGUUAACGAGAGAAUCACUGACAUGAUGUCAGCUGGUCCUUUUGUGGCAGGGCUGAAAUGCAGUGGAAAUGUUUUUUGGGGGAUAAAUUCAUUUUCAUGGCAAAGAGGGACUUUGCAAUUAAUUGCAAUUCAUCUGAUCACUCUUCAUAACAUUCUGGAGUAUAUGCAAAUUGCCAUCAUAAAAACUGAGGCAGCAGACUUUGUGAAAAUUAAUAUUUGUGUCAUUCGUAAAACUUUUGACCACGACUGACGAUAUGUCAAUUAUAUGAUGGUCCAACCGCAUUCUGUCCCCUAUCAACACUUUUUAAAACUUUUGGUGCCAAUGAGAAUGACAUAAGAAAGAAGUCAAGAUGACUAGCUUGAUUGAGUCUCCGCCAUGUAUAUCUCACUAGAUCAGGAUAUUUAAGCCUCCAUAUAUCUACUAGUUCUAAUGUAUCCAUGACAUUCACAAUUUCCUCAAGAACAUGAGGAUGAUAGUUUUAGUGUGAUUUCCUUUACGGUCCAUUGAGCUAUUUUAAAACAGUAUUAUAAUCUCCCACCAUAAUAAUAGAGUCUUUUAUUGCUUUCAAGGUGGAUAAUUUAUUAUAUAUAUUGUAAAAGAAGUGUGGAUCAUCAUUAUUUGGUCCAUAAAUGUGCCCUGACUCGGGACGCUUAUAUGUUGAGUCAGGGUGUGUAUAUUCCUUGUUGUGCUUUUUCUAUGUGUGGGAUCUAGUAUGUAUAGUUCUAUGUUGGACGGUGUGGUUCCCAAUCAGAGGCAGCUGUCGCUCGUUGUCUCUGAUUGGGGACCAUACUUAGGCAGCCUAUUGGCACCAAGCCAGUGGUGCGCGUCGCCGGCCCGGCCCGGCCCGUUCCUGCUCCUCGCACCAAGCCAGUGGUGCGCGUCGCCGGCCCGGCCCGUUCCUGCUCCUCGCACCAAGCCAGUGGUGCACGUCGCCGGCCCGGCCCGUUCCUGCUCCUCGCACCAAGCCAGUGGUGCGCGUCGCCGGCCCGGCCCGUUCCUGCUCCUCGCACCAAGCCAGUGGUGCGCGUCGCCGGCCCGGCCCGGCCCGUUCCUGCCCCUCGCACCAAGACAGUGGUGCAUGUUCCUAGUCCGGCCCGUGCCUGCUCCUCGCACCAGACCAGUGGUGCGUUUGUCCAGUCCGGCACGGCCCGUGCCCACUCCACCGCUGCCUGAUCCAGCUCCGGUCAGCUGCGCCACUCCGGAACCAGAGCAGUCCGCUCCACCGGGGUCCAGUCCAGCUCCGGUCAGCGGCUCCACUCCGGAGCCAGAGCAGUCCGCUCCACCGGUGCCUGAUCCAGCUCCGGUCAGCGGCUCCAGUCCUGACCAUGAUGUCAGCCCCUCUCCAGGUUCGGGGUCUCCCACACCAGGGUCCAGACAGGGCCUGGCGUAUCGUGGGAGGAAGGAGAGGGGAAGCAGCGCGCCGAGGUCCAGACCAGACCAGGGGCACAACAGGGAGGCGGAGAGUGAGAGGUCGUCACGCCCCGAGCCGGAUCCGCCUCCGAGGCGGAAUGCCCACCCGGCCCCUACCCUGUUAUGUUUAUGUUGUGCGGUCGGAGUCCGCACCUUUGGGGGGGGGGGGGGGGGGGUACUGUCACGCCCUGACUCAGGGGACGCUUAUAUGUUGAGUCAGGGUGUGUAUAUUCCUUGUUGUGCUUUUUCUAUGUGUGGGAUCUAGUAUGUAUAGUUCUAUGUUGGCCGGUGUGGUUCCCAAUCAGAGGCAGCUGUCGCUCGUUGUCUCUGAUUGGGGAGCAUACUUGCAGCCUGUUGGCAUGCAUUAGUUGUGGGAUCUUGUUCCGUGAGUAGGCUUGUUUUGUGUUUAGCCUUAGGACUUCACGUUUCGUUGGUUUGUUGUUUUGUCGUGUGUUUAUCAUUUAAUAAACAUGUACGCAUUUCACGCUGCGCCUUGGUCUGACCCGUCCUUCAACGAACGUGACAGUAAAGGUUAAUGAGCCAUAUUUGUUUAUGGUCCAUUAAAAUACUGUUAAUUAAUAUCAUCACCCCUUUUGAGUUUCUUUGCCCAUGGGAAAAGUAUAUUUGCCCCCCCCCCAUUCAUUUUUCCACGCAACUUCAUCUAGAAUUGUUGAAUGAGUUUCCUGUAAACAAUAGAUAUUAUAUUUCUUCUCUUUGAGCCAUGUAAAUAUUGUUCUUCUUUUGUUAUUAUCUGCUAAACCAUUACAAUUAUAACUGGCUAUACUUAUUUCACCACAUACCAUAAUGACCUACAAGUUUCAAAUCUAUUCAUCAUUAUAUAUGUUUGUAAAUUUACCAAUAAAAAAUACCAUAGUGAUUGAGUGUCCAUAUAGCUGUACCAUGAUAUUUGCAUUGCUACUAAGUAACCCUCCAAUUGUUCUCCACUAUUCCCCCUGCUAAAGCCCCUCCCCAUCCCAAAUUGGGCCGUCAUCCCAGUGAUCGGCAUACCACCCCCGUCCCCCCGGAUUCCUAGGCCCCCCGAGAGGCCAGGACCCAUCCAUCGAAAACAGCACACAGUGCCACCCACAAAACAGAAGCAGGUCAACCGCCAAAAGCAUUUCCAAUGCUCUCACCUCAAUAUACACUGCUAAAAAAAAUUAAGGGAACACUUAAACAACACAAUGUAACUCCAAGUCAAUCACACUUCUGUGAAAUCAAACUGUCCACUUAGGAAGCAACACUGAUUGACAAUACAUUUCACAUGCUGUUGUGCAAAUGGAAUAGACAACAGGUGGAAAUUAUAGGCAAUUAGCAAGACACCCCCAAUAAAGGACUGGUUUUGCAGGUGGUGACCACAGACCACUUCUCAGUUCCUAUGCUUCCUGGCUGAUGUUCUGGUCACUUUUGAAUGCUGGCGGUGCUUUCACUCGAGUCUACAACCCACACAAGUGGCUCAGGUAGUGCAGCUCAUCCAUGAUGGCACAUCAAUGCGAGCUGUGGCAAGAAGGUUUGCUGUGUCUGUCAGCGUAGUGUCCAGAGCAUGGAGGCGCUACCAGGAGACAGGCCAGUACAUCAGGAGACGUGGAGGAGGCCGUAGGAGGGCAACAACCCAGCAGCAGGACUGCUACCUCCGCCUUUGUGCAAGGAGGAGCAGGAGGAGCACUGCCAGAGCCCUGCAAAAUGACCUCCAGCAUGCCACAAAUGUGCAUGUGUCUGCUCAAAUGGUCAGAAACAGACUCCAUGAGGGUGGUAUGAGGGUCCGACAUCCACAGGUGGGGGUUGUGCUUACAGCCCAACACCGUGCAGGACGUUUGGCAUUUGCCAGAGAACACCAAGAUUGGCAAAUUCGCCACUGGUGCCCUGUGCUCUUCACAGAUGAAAGCAGGUUCACACUGAGCACAUGUGACAGACGUGACAGAGUCUGGAGACGCCGUGGAGAACGUUCUGCUGCCUGCAACAUCCUCCAGCAUGACCGGUUUGGCGGUGGGUCAGUCAUGGUUUGGGGUGGCAUUUCUUUGGGGGGCCGCACAGCCCUCCAUGUGCUCGCCAGAGGUAGCCUGACUGCCAUUAGGUACCGAGAUGAGAACCUCAGACCCCUUGUGAGACCAUAUGCUGGUGCGGUUGGCCCUGGGUUCCUCCUAAUGCAAGACAAUGCUAGACCUCAUGUGGCUGGAGUGUGUCAGCAGUUCCUGCAAGAGGAAGGCAUUGAUGCUAUGGACUGGCCCGCCCGUUCCCCAGACCUGAAUCCAAUUGAGCACAUCUGGGACAUCAUGUCUCGCUCCAUCCACCAACGGCACGUUGCACCACAGACUGUCCAGGAGUUGGCGGAUGCUUUAGUCCAGGUCUGGGAGGAGAUCCCUCAGGAGACCAUCCGCCACCCCAUCAGGAGCAUGCCCAGGCAUUGUAGGGAGGUCAUACAGGCACGUGGAGUCCACACACACUACUGAGCCUCAUUUUGAUUUGUUUUAAGGACAUUACAUCAAAGUUGGAUCAGCCUGUAGUGUGGUUUUCCACUUUAAUUUUGAGGGUGACUCCAAAUCCAGACGUCCAUGGGUUGAUAAAUUUGAUUUCCAUUGAUAAUUUUUGUGUGAUUUUGUUGUCAGCACAUUCAACUAUGUAAAGAAAAAAGUAUUUAAUAAGAUUAUUUCAUUCAUUCAGAUCUAGUAUGUGUUAUUUUAGUGUUCCCUUUAUUUUUUUGAGCAGCUAUAUAUAUAUAGCUAUUUUAAAAAUAUAUAUCUAUUCAAAUAUCUUGCAUAUCUUAAUUUCCAUCAUUAUCAAUUAAAUGCGUAAUAAUGUUGGCAGUUCAUGCGUAGGAUUGUUACCUAUAACAUCCCGGAGUCGCCUUGACGUUGAGACUGGUGUUUUGCUAGUACUAUUUAAUGAAGCUGCCAGUUGAGGACCUGUGAGGUGCCUGUUUCUCAAACUAGACACUAAUGUAUUUGUCCUCUUGCUCAGUUGUGCACCGGGGCCUUCCACUCCUCUUUCUAUUCUGGUUAUAGCCAGUUUUAUUACUUCUUUAAUCAGCACAACAGUUUUCAGCUGUGCUAACAUAAUUGCAAAAGGGUUUUCUAAUGAUCAAUUAGCCUUUUAAAAUAAUAAACUUGGAUUAGCUAACACAUCGCGCCAUUGGAACACAGGACUGAUGGUUGCUGAUAAUGGGCCUCUGUACGCCUAUGUAGAUAUUCCAUUAAAAAUCAGUCGUUUCCAGCUACAAUAGCCAUUUACAACAUUAACAAUGUCUACACUGUAUUUCUCAUCAAUUUGAUGUUAUUUUAAUGGACAAAAAAAUGGUUUUUCUUUCAAAAACAAGGACAUUUCUAAGUGACCCCAAAUUUUGAACGGUAGUGUAUGAAGUGCUAAUAUUUAGUCUAUCUUACUGAUAUUGAAUAUUAUGUUUUUAUCUUGAGGUGAUUCGCACCGUUGUGUAUUCAAUACGCCAUCUUGUCUACCGGAAGUUAGCGAGGUAACUUUGGUCAACUAUGAGUUCAACUCGGGAUCUCCCUGGUCUUUGUGGUUGAAUCUGUGUUUGAAAUUCACUGCUCGACUGAGGGAACUUACAGAUAAUUGUGUGGGGUACAGAAAUUAGGUAUUCAUUCAAAAAUUGUGUUAAACACUAUUAUUGCACACAGAGUGAGUCCAUGCAACUUAUUAUGUGACUCGUUAAGCACAUUUUUACUCCUGAACGUAUUUAGGUUUGCCAUAACAAAGGGGUUGAAUACUUAUCGACUCAAGACAUUUCAGCUUUUCAUUUUUUAUUAAUUUGUAAACAUUUCUUAAAACAUAAUUCCACUUUGACAUUAUGCGGUAUUGUGUGUAGGCAGUGACACAAUCUCAAUUUAAUCCAUUGUAAAUUCAGGCUGUAACACAACAGAAUGUGGAAAAAGUCAAGGGCUGUGAAGACUUUCUGAAGGCACUGUAUGUACAGUAUGUGUAUAUGGGUCCCUCUGUGUGAAUCUGUACAUAUAUCCCAUAUUUACGACCAUUCUCCCUUGUCUCCCUUCUAAAUUGACACUUGGCUUGAUUUCACUCAGUCCAUCAGGCUUUGAUGACAGAGCCAUUCUAUCCAGAUCUGUUUGCUGAGUGGCUGAGAGCUCUGUGGCUGCUGCAGCAACAAUCCAUUUGAGGGGAUUUGGGAGGAUAUGGGCUCUUUGUUUGUUUGUCUAUAGGGGGAGCACAGCCCAGGGCUGCCUGGUGCUAGUGACCUAGAUCUGGGCUCAACCCCUGUACUGGAGGUUUCCAUAUUUCCCAUAGGUCAUCUGGGGCCACUGUGUGUUUGGUUGACUGUCUGUCUUGGUUUAUUGCUUUAAAUGUAGUUUAAAUGUGUCUGUCUGACACAUUUAAGCACACACACACUCAUGUGUCUUUGUUUCUGUUUCUCUGUCUACUAUCUAAUCUAUCCAUCUUGGUUUGAUUGAAUUUAUCAGGCUGUAGUAUACACCAUUGUGUCAGUGUGUGUAUUUGUGAUUAUCUGAGGGAUAAUCUUAAGGUAUAUUUUGUUCUCAGUCGACAUACUUGUCUACGUCUUUAUCCUUGCUCUAAGCUGUAUACAUGCUCAUCACUCUCAUCACUGUGUCUGUGUAAAUAUCCUGUCAUCAUGGUAAUCCCUCUGUAUACAUGCUGUCAAUCUCUGUCAGUGUCGCUGUCUUGUUGUCCCCCAACAUCUGCCUCUUUCUGUGUUUAAUCUUUCUGGUUGGUGUGUGCGUGUGUGUGUUUGUCUGUUUCAUUUCUCUAAUUGCUGGAUAUAUGUGUGUUGUCAUAACAGGCAGACAUAGAGAAGAUCAGUGGAGAGGCCUACAUUAUCUUUGGGAUCAUCCUCUUUUUCUGGGAGCUGCUGCCCACCAGUCUGGUUGUGGUCUUCUUCAGGGUACAGAGGCCCAAUCAGAACCUAGUAAGACAAAAGCCUUAUUUCACUUUUACAUCAUAAUGUCAACAACGCGUUGCACUCUAGGAUCGAUAG